CUGAGCUUCGAAGGUAUUAUUAACAGGUAAGGCAAAUUUUGAACUUACUCAACUUUGAGGUUAUUAUUGUGCAUGUGCAUGUUUCUGUUAGAAUAAAUGGCGUACGUUGGUAUCGAAUUUGAAAGCGAUGGCGAAAAUGAUGCGGGGGAGAUCGCGAUUGUAAAUAAAGUUUGGCUCACGCCAAUGAAACGGAGAGUUCAUUGGCCGUCCUAUAGUCAACCCACAAAAUUUGAAAGUGCACUACGCAGUGGAGAGGAACCUGGCGAUACCUGGAUGUUAUACCCGGUUAAGAGGAUCUUUUUUGAAACAGACAAUCUUCUUAAAGCACGACAGAAAUUGAAAACUGCCGAAGUUACCUCCGAUGUGCAGUCGGACACUGAAUUCAGUGAAAAACGUAAAAGAGUUCCGCCUCCACGACUGUCUUACGAUAGCGAAGAGGAGAGCGUUGCAACAUUACCUCGGCCUCCAAGAUUUUCGCUGGAUAAAGUUAAUCAACAAAGUUCAAGACAAAGUUACUCACAACCAGAACCUCGGAGUAGUCCAUCCACCCAUGUCAAUAAGAAAAAUUGUUUCCGAACAAUACCCUCUAGUCCAUCAUCAUGUGCUGAUGCCAUCCCCUCUAGUCCAUCAUCAUGUGCUGAUGCCAUCAACAGACAAAGACUUCCAACAAGAUCCCCACUUGCGGUACGUGGCGAAGAACGUGAAAAUUUAGAUUCUAAGGUAGUCGUACCCUUACUAUUACAUAUCAAGGAACAGAAUAACCAAAUUCUGUCAUGGAUAAAAAAACAAAGUAAUACAACCGUUGUUCAUGGCACUUUACCCGAUGAUAUUCCUGUAAAAUUUCCUUUAUGCUCAAUUGAUUCAUUAACCGUAUUAGAAUCAUAUUUGAUGGAUGAUGGACAUUUAGCAGAAUUGGCAGCAUAUUUCUCGUCAUUAGGCGGACGUGACAUUGGAUCUAAAACGAACAUUAUUUUAAAAAAUAUUUUCAACAAUGAGCUUGCCCAGCUGUAUAGUUUCUAUGGGUCAAGGGGAAAUAAAAAGGCAUUCAACGAUUUGCGUGUAAAAACCGUUAUUAUUCGGGCUGUUCAAUUAACGACUUCCAACACAACAGCUGAAGAAAUUUCUGCCCAUAUAAAGGUUUGGCUAAAACAUGCCCCGCAACGACUUUCCAAUUCCCUACAACCUAAGAAGAACUGUAACCAAGGAAUUUAGAUAAGUGCAAUUACUUUAAUCAUAGUUCUUUUUUUUUAUAUAUUUUACUUUUGUUAUUAAUGUGUACCAUGUCGCAGAGAAGUUCCUAUAAAACUAAAGAAAUUGUAGGCACACGACAAAUAUAUAGAAGAGUCCAGAAAGCCUUACAGAGGCUAAAUGAAAAUAAAGAAACUAUUUGUCCUGUUAAUCGUAAUAACUUGGCAAACACAAAUAUCAUAGAACAUAGUCCGCUAAAUCUUUUGCAUGAUAGAAGUGAUGAAAAUGAUUCUUCCAGUAUCUGUUCUCAGUCUUCUCAAAAUUGUGAUAUACAAAUUUGUCCACCUAUUGAAAUUGAGUUAAUUUCUGAAAAUAUUGACGAGCACAUGGAAAGUACGCCACCUGAAACUUUAUGUACCAAUCCUAACGAAAACGAUGACAACUUGGCAAUUAAGCUGCGGUCAUGGGCCACAGUUGGCAAAGUGCCUCAUUCAAGUGUUACAUCUCUUUUAGGCAUUUUACAUCCAUUACAUCCUCAAUUGCCAUUAUGUAGUAAAACCUUGUUAAAAACGCCUGUAACUCUUAAUACUCUGCCAUUAGAUACUGGUGAAUAUUAUCAUUUUGGAUUGACAAAAACAUUACAUAAUUUAAUACUAGAUGGUGCUAGAUUUGACAACAAUACUAUUUUACUAUCAUUUAAUAUAGACGGACUCCCACUGUAUCGAAGCACAAAUACACAAAUUUGGCCCAUUUUAUGUUUAACUAAAAGUAGUAGUAGCAUAAUUUCACCAUUCCCUAUAGGAAUUUUUCUCGGCGAUUCUAAACCUAAACCGCUAGACACAUAUUUGAAGAACUUUAUUGAGGAGCUUUCAUUGUUAAUUACAAAUGGAUUAAAUUUAUUUGAUGUGACUUAUAAAAUCAAAAUUCACAGUUUUAUUUGUGAUGCUCCUGCGCGAGCAUUUAUAAAGUGCAUAAAAUCUCACGGUGGCUACUCAUGUUGUGAACGAUGUAUGGAAAGUGGAGAUUAUGUGAAUGGAAAAGUUGUUUACAAAGGAAUAAAUGCAACACGCAGAACAGACAAAUCGUUUGUUUUACAAAGUGAUGAAGAUCAUCAUUUAGGGAUGUCUCCACUACUAAAACUUUCUGUUGGUAUGGUGUCACAAUUUCCGAUAGACUAUUUACACAAUAUCUGCUUAGGUGUAAUGAGAAAGUUAUUACACACAUGGAUAAGUGGCAAUUUAAAGGUUCGCUUAAAUUCUCAAUUAGUUACUACUUUAUCUCAAAAGCUAAUUCUCAUAAAACUGCAUAUUCCAACAGAAAUAAACAGGAAACCUAGGAGUUUAUCGGACCUAUCAAGAUGGAAAGGAACUGAAUUUCGAUCAUUCUUGCUUUAUUAUGGACCACUAAUAUUGGCAAAUACUAUUGACUUAGGUGCAUAUGAACAUUUUCUUUUGCUCCAUGUUGCUAUAUCUAUAGCCGUGUCUCCAUAUCUCCUUGCAAUACAUAAUUCCACCGUUGUUUCAGAACUUUUGAACAUGUUUGUAAAACAUGUUGAGCAGAUAUAUGGCAUAGAAUAUUAUGUCUAUAAUGUACAUUAUCUUUCACAUGUGUCCGACGAUAUUCAGUCUUAUGGUUGUUUAGAUAAUUACUCCGCAUUCCCAUUUGAGAAUUAUCUAGGUCAACUUAAACAGUUAGUAAGAACCCCGAACAGACCACUAGCUCAACUUUGUAGGCGUUUACAUGAAAUGUCAUUCAAUAAUAUUUCUAAACCUAUUGUUAACCCUGAUAUUGUAUAUAAAUUUGAACAUUUUAACGGUCCUCUCCCCCCUACAUCUGUUAUUAACGAUAAUUACAGACAAUAUAAAAAAAUACAUUGGAAAGAUAUAACAAUUUCUGUUAAAUCACACUCCAUCGCUGAUUGUUAUUGCUUAACAAAGCAGAAAACAGUUGUACAAAUAGAAAAUAUUUUAGCAUGCAUCAAUCGAAAGAAUACUUUUUUUAUUGUUAGUGAAUUUGAAGAAUAUGAUUCACUGUAUCACUAUCCCAUUAAUUCAAAACAGUUGUAUAUAUACAAAAUGAAAAAUUUGUCGACCAAUAUGAAAAUAAUUUCUCAUAUUGACAUACAAGCAAAGUGCAUUGUCAUUCCAUCAUUUGCAGCCGAUUACUGGGUAUCAUUUCCAUUACUUCAUUCGUAUUUCCUGUGACACUGUACACAUUUUAUACAUUUUGAUUAUACAUUGUAUUGAAUUUUUUUUAAAUAAAUUUUUUCAUGCCUAA
Molecule: messenger RNA, 3465 nt
Organism: Photinus pyralis (common eastern firefly)
Lineage: Eukaryota; Metazoa; Arthropoda; Insecta; Coleoptera; Lampyridae
Exons: 6
Coding region: 97-1212 (371 amino acids)
Source: RefSeq, a predicted model, not a curated record